AUGUCGGCCACUGCUAAUCCUUUCAAUCUCAAGAAGCAGCUUGCUUUCUAUGGGUCGUACCACACCGACUCGGUCAACGUUGCGAUCCACAUCGUUGGUGUUCCAUCCAUCAUCUUUGCGACAUCGACACUCCUAGCUAAGCAAGGAUCCAUCUUCCCGCUGAUCCAAGACCACUCGCCUCUUGCUGCAGCGUAUCUCUCUCGGCUGGGCUCGAUUCUUGCCUCGAUCCUACCCGCGCAGAUUUUCGAAUAUGCGCAGCUCAACUACGCUGCUGCUUUCAUGGGGAUCUACUGGCUCUACUACUCGAUCCUCGAUGCCACUGCAGCGCUCAUGCUAGCUCCGCUCUGGUACGCCCUCUGGUACGGCUCCACUUUCCUCGCGCGUACCCACCCAGAAGCCACCAAGAUCGCCCUCGGCAUCAAAGCUCUGGGUUGGAUCAGCCAGUUUUACGGUCAUGGUGUUCACGAAGGUCGUGCUCCCGCUCUGUUGGAUAACCUGCUCGGCGCGGUCGUGUUGGCUCCGUUCUUUGUGUUUUUGGAGGUCAUCUUCCACUUUGGUUACCGUCCACACCUGCAGAAGGAGCUCAAAAACGAGGUGGGCAAGCUCGUCACCAAGCACAGGAUGGAUAAGGCAAAAGCCAAGCGUGCCAAAGCAAACUGA
Molecule: messenger RNA, 660 nt
Organism: Mycosarcoma maydis (corn smut)
Lineage: Eukaryota; Fungi; Basidiomycota; Ustilaginomycetes; Ustilaginales
Exons: 2
Coding region: 1-660 (219 amino acids)
Biological process (GO): sphingoid catabolic process
Cellular component (GO): endoplasmic reticulum
Source: RefSeq, a predicted model, not a curated record